Messenger RNA from Malaya genurostris, 1284 nucleotides. Its product is annotated as gustatory receptor for sugar taste 64a-like. The transcript is spliced from 4 exons. Bases 1 to 1284 code for a protein of 427 amino acids. Gene Ontology annotation, biological process: detection of chemical stimulus involved in sensory perception of taste; sensory perception of sweet taste. NCBI's taxonomy places the organism in Eukaryota, Metazoa, Arthropoda, Insecta, Diptera, Culicidae. The record is from RefSeq and is a predicted model, not a curated record. Gene Ontology annotation, molecular function: sweet taste receptor activity. Gene Ontology annotation, cellular component: membrane.
AUGAUAAACCAGUUCCCAGUAUCAACUAAAAAAAUUGAAUUCUUUACUCAUAAUGGUUUCCGGAAAAUCUUGCCCAACGGAUGUACUGCACACCAAGCCUUAGCACCCGUUAUCCUUUUGGGUCAGAUAUUUUCUAUAAUGCCCAUAACAGGGUAUUUCCAUAGUCACGGUCCAUUGGGGUUAAAAUUUAAAAUGAAAAGUAUUCAACUGAUAUAUUCGAGUUUGACUAUGACCUCCGUUUUAUCGAUUGUAAUCAUGUUCCUGAUACAUUCCAUUCAACGAGAAAAAAUUGGUCUGAACAGUGCAGGAACUCUUAUUUACUACAUUGUAAUCCUUACCACAAUGAUAGAGUUUGUGUUACUCGCCUACAACUGGCGCUCGAUUAUGAUACAAUGGACAGAGGCAGAAGCGCCGUUCCUUUAUGGUCCUUAUGCAACGGGAAAGGGUGUACCGCUAGAAUCGUUGGUCAGACGCGUGGCAUUUACCGUGACGUUGUUUGCAUUCCUCGAAGACACAAUGAACUUCCUAUCGGCCUACAAGUUGAAUAAACUGCACAUCAAACAGUGUCCGCACGCGAGCGAUUUUUGGUACAGCUUUUACCACCGCGAACACCCACACAUCGUGCGGCUUAUUCCUUACCAUCCGGCCGUAGGGGUGGUAAUCGAAGCUACGAUGAGGGUCGCAAAGUUCACUUGGAAUUACGGGGACAUGUUUAUUAUGAGCGUGUGUUUGACACUGCAGCGGCGGUUACAGCAGUUUAAUGACGGAUUGGAACGUUUGGCAGGAACCGAACAAUCGCAGGUGCGUUGGCGGCAGGUUCGACUGGACUUCCUGCGGUUGAACGAAUUGAUACGAAUGCUAGAUGAGAAACUGUCGCGAAUCAUUCUGAUGUCGUGUGCUAAUGACAUGUUCUUCAUUUCGGUACAGCUGUACAAUAUUUUCGAUGUUAAACCAACUCUAUUCACCACAUUUUACUACUGGUAUUCAUUACUCUUUCUCAUGGGCCGAUGUGUCCUCAUGUUGUACAUUACUUCUUCAAUCUACGAGGAAUCACUCAAACCACUGCGACUGCUGAGAGCUAUUCCCACGCAAAACUGGAACUUAGAUUUGCAACGCUUAGUUAACCAUGUUUCGUUGAAAAAUAGUGCUUUCUCCGGCAAACGAUUCUUCUACAUUACACGGUCACUAAUACUAGCAAUGGCAGGAACAAUAAUCACCUACGAACUAGUUCUGUUGGACCAAGUGGCAAAAGAUAAAGACAACACAUUAGAUUGUAACUAUUAA